This is a messenger RNA of Peronospora farinosa, 1053 nucleotides long. Lineage: Eukaryota; Oomycota; Peronosporomycetes; Peronosporales; Peronosporaceae. The record is from the annotation of a GenBank genome assembly.
AUGAUGAGCAAGAGCAUGUGGGCUGUGUCGGAGAAGGGCACAUUUGUGCGUGAUGCAAGUAAAUUUCGUAACUGGAUCGAGUUUACGGCUGACGCCGAGUUUCCAGCGGCAGUCGACCGUUACCAUCUCUAUGUAUCGCUAGCGUGUCCAUGGGCGCACCGUUGCCUUGCUACGCUUUACAUGAAGGGACUUCAGAACAUCAUUGGACUUUCUGUCGUGCACCCAGUGUUCCAGCGUACGCGUCCCAAUGACCCGGAGGAUGAGCACAUGAGCUGGGCAUUCGUGGACCCGAAGACGACCCCUUCGCUCCCUGGUCCAUCAGGUCUCGGUCAGUACUCAUCGGAGGGCGCCAUCCCAGACACAGUGAACAAUGCACAAUACGUGCGUGAUCUGUACGAGAUGUGCUCGAAGGGAAACACACGCUACACGGUACCCGUGCUGUGGGACAAGGUCAGGAAGACUAUUGUAUCGAACGAAUCAGCCGAUAUUAUCCGCAUGUUGAACUCGUCAUUCAACGCCAUUGUGCCGUCCAAGGUGGAUCUAUACCCGGCCAAGUUCCGCGAGAAUAUCAACACGAUCAACGAGUGGGUCUACAACGACAUUAACAAUGGCGUGUACAAGUGCGGCUUUUCGUCCACGCAAGUCGCAUACGAUGAGGCUGUAACCAAGUUGUUUAAGAGUCUGGACCGUGUCGAGGAGAUUCUGUCAAAGCAGCGAUUCCUUGUAGGAGACGUGUUUACCGAGGCGGACUUGCGGUUGUUUUCGACUCUUAUUCGCUUCGAUGAGGUGUACUACGUGCACUUCAAGACAAACAAAAAGAUGAUCAAGGAGUACCCGAAUCUACUGAACUACACGCGAGAGAUUUACCAAUAUCCACCUGUGACCAAGUCGGUUUCGAUGCAGCACAUCAAGUUCCAUUACUACGGUUCGCACACCCACCUAAACGCGUUUGGCAUUGUUCCGGCUGGCCCGAACGUCGACUAUAGCUUGAAGCAUAACCGCGAUCGCUUCACGAGUGCAACGCUCCCCGAGUUCCCCGUGAGCAGCAACUAA